This is a messenger RNA of Hippopotamus amphibius kiboko, 1023 nucleotides long. RefSeq names its product heterogeneous nuclear ribonucleoprotein A1-like. The record is from RefSeq and is a predicted model, not a curated record. Gene Ontology annotation, molecular function: RNA binding. Lineage: Eukaryota; Metazoa; Chordata; Mammalia; Artiodactyla; Hippopotamidae. Bases 1 to 1023 code for a protein of 340 amino acids. The transcript has a single exon.
AUGUCUAAGUCAGACUCUCCCAAAGAGCCUGAACAGCUGCGGAAGCUCUUCAUCGGAGGUUUGAGCUUUGAAACAACCGAUGAGAGUCUGAGGAGCCAUUUUGAGCGAUGGGGAUCGCUCACAGAUUGUGUGGUAACGAGGGAUCCACUCACCAUGCGCUCCAGAGGCUUCGGGUGUGUCACACACGCCACUGCGGAGGACGUGGAUGCGGCCACGAGUGCAAGGCCACACAAGGUGGAUGAAAGAGUUGUGGAACCAAAGAGGGCCGUCUCAAGAGAAGAUUCUCAAAGACCUAGUGCCCAAGUACCUGUGAAAAAGAUUUUUGUUGGUGGCAUUACAGAAGACACUGAAGGACCUUGGUGUACCUCAAAAAAAAUUAUUAAAAAAAAAAAAAAAGAAGAAGACACUGAAGGACACCACCUAAAAGAUUAUUUUGAACAGUAUGGGAAUAUUGAAGUGAUUGAAAUCAUGACUGACCGAGGCAGGGGCAAAAAGAGAGGCUUUGCUUUCGUACCCUUUGAUGACCGUGACUCCCUAGACAAGCCUGUCAUUCAGAAACACCACACUGUGACUGGCCACCACUGUGAAGGAAGGAAAGCCCUAUCUAAGCAAGGGAUAGCUAGUGCUUCAUCGGGUCAAAGAGGUCGAAGUGAUUCUGGAAACUUUGGUGGUGGUCGUGGAGGUGGUUUUGGUGGGAAUGACAGCUUUGGUCAUGGAGGAAACUUCAGUGGUCGAGGCGGCUUUGGUGGCAGCCGUGGUGAUGGUGGCUAUGGUGGCCGUGGGGAUGGCUAUUGUGGAUUAGGUAAUGAUGGAAGCAAUUUUGGAGGUGGUGGAAGCUACAGUGAUUUUGGCAGUUACAACAAUCAAUCUUCAAAUUUUGGACCCAUGAAAGGAGGAAACUUUGGAGGCAGAAGUUCUGGCCCCUAUGGUGGUGGAGGCCAAUACUUUGCCAAACCACGAAACCAAGGUGGCUGUGGUGGUUCCAGCAGCAGCAGUAGCCAUGGCAGUGGCAGGAGGUUUUAA